Eriocheir sinensis (Chinese mitten crab) is the source of this 793-nucleotide messenger RNA. RefSeq lists its product as uncharacterized. The transcript is spliced from 3 exons. Bases 38 to 793 code for a protein of 251 amino acids. The record is from RefSeq and is a predicted model, not a curated record. NCBI's taxonomy places the organism in Eukaryota, Metazoa, Arthropoda, Malacostraca, Decapoda, Varunidae.
UCUUUGUCCUCAGCACGUGAGCCCCGAGUUCGAGAGGAUGGUGAAGGAGGUGUCCUUCGUCCACAGCCGGUCGGCAGAGGCAGCCAGUGACGAGGACAACCGGCACCUACAGAGGCUCAGAGCAAACGACCUCAGUUAUAAAGAUUUACCUCAAGGCCCAGCCAAGCUUCACCAAGUUACCAGCUUCCACAGCAGUGGUUUGCCGUCCCCGGUGCCCUCAACUUCCAUUUCGUCGAGCAGUCCUCAGCAUCCAGCUCAUGCGCCGUUCAUGCUGAUGGUCACCUCACCGCAUGUGCCCCAUGGCCACGCACUAGCAACAGCUGCCAAAGACACAAGGUUUUCCUGUCAUCAAGUACAGAGCUCCAGCGUUCAAAGCAAAGGUCACGUCCACACCAACUGUAUGUCCUGUGAGCCGUUACGAAUGUUGCCUCAGGACGCACAGGAAUCUGGCUCCAGAUCUUGCCUGCAAGAAAGAGGGACGCCUCCUUGUCCUCAUCACUCCAGAGAAAAUGAAGUGGAAAUGUUUAAUUCCUUAGCAAAAUCAUUUCAAAGCAGUACCUCUCAGUCUUCCCUCGAAAGUGACUCUUCGCCUCCAACCGUCUCGAACUUCGUACCCUCACUCUCCUCUUCCCCGCACUCAUCCCUAUUUUACGCCACCUCGACGUCAGAUACUUCUCGCUCGGUUUACUCAUCUUCCUCUGGCGUUCAGUUGUCUGCUUCACGGUCCUUCAUGUCGGGCAGCACCGCUGUCGAGUCCUCCAGCACACCCCUACGCCUCCCUCCUCCCUCUUAG